Spea bombifrons (plains spadefoot toad) is the source of this 4006-nucleotide messenger RNA. It is a transcript of the gene PWWP2A, whose product is annotated as PWWP domain containing 2A. The record is from RefSeq and is a predicted model, not a curated record. NCBI's taxonomy places the organism in Eukaryota, Metazoa, Chordata, Amphibia, Anura, Pelobatidae. The transcript is spliced from 3 exons. Gene Ontology annotation, cellular component: nucleus. Gene Ontology annotation, molecular function: chromatin binding; histone binding. Bases 47 to 3826 code for a protein of 1259 amino acids.
UCGCCCGUGUGAAGUCAGAAAAGGGGGGUGAGACGCGAAAGAGAAAAUGGCGGCCGCUGCUGGUGCGCCUGGGUCGGGGGACGGAGGCGAAACGGCAGAGCCAGACAGCGAACCGAUCCCCGGAGAUGGCCGGCUGGAAGAGCAAGCUUCGGAGCCUCUAAAGGCUGAGUUACAGACGGCUCCGUUAUCCGGUGAGGCGCCCAGACCCGCUUCAGCCGCAUUGGAGAGCAAUUCACCCCCCGAGCAUGGGAAGCAGGCCGGUGUGCGACUGGACGAGCAAGGGCUGAGCAUACCAAGUGUUGAGCCCGCAUUGCUGUGUGAGGUAACCGGCUGUGGGGACGGGGAAACGGACCUCAGGCCUAUGCCCUGUGCCUUAGGUGCCUCUGCGGUGCCUGGGGCUGUUUCUGAGGGGGAAGAGCUGGCCUCAGACGAUGUGAGACCGCUAGAGAUAACUAAACGGGAGGACGCAGAGACAGACUGUAAGGUGCGGCCCCAGAAAGCAGAGGUGUCCAUUGAAGAAGAACCUAUGCAAUGGAAAGAUGAACUAAAGAGAGAGUGUGGCCCUAUGGGCCCAGUGGAGAAAGAGCCUGAGCUAAUGGAGCUUGAAGGAAGGCCUAGGGCCACCCUUGGGGAAGUAGAUAUCCUUCCUUCCCUUCCCCCUGAGGAUAUAGAAAGGGGACCAUCACCAGAGGAAGGACCCCAGGGGGCCUCACAAAACAUGGACUCCUCAGUAGAUGAGGGACAGCAAAUCCAGGGGCCAAUGCCUGAGGAUGUCGAACUUGUAGGCCAGUCAGCCCCUGAGGUGCAACCUACGGAAGAGUUAGAACCCAGGGAGACUGAGGACUUUGCAAACACAGUUACCAUAGCGAUUGACCCAGAGAGAGAUUUAGACCCUGUAAAGGUUGAGCCAAUGGAAGAGGCAGUUCCUAAAGACGUUGGGGGAAAGCAGGACUCUGUCCCAAUGGAGCUGGGUACAGGCGUAAUCUCCGAGGGGGUGGCGGAAGUACAACCGCUUUGUGAGAAGGCUGAACACACAGAGGCAGCCAGUGAGUUUCAGGAACGAAUCACUAAUGAGGUCCAGCAGAUACACGGAGCAGGCGACGAGGCCUGUCAAACCACGCAGCCGUUACAGCAAAGUGAGCAGCAAGACCAGGAACCAGCUGGUGGUGGGCCUUGUGUGAGCGUAUCGGUGCCUGGGAACGCAGAGCAUGAAGCAGUCUUAAUAGAGACCGCGACAGUCUGUGGUCAAGUCAAUAAUUCUGAGAAGGAAGGGCUUGAAUCAGCCUGUAAAGAGAUGGGCGAUUGCUCAGAGACUAUCCACAGUGGACUUAAUCUGGCCACCGCCGAGGAAAAUGGUCUCCAGUUUGAUGGCAGCGAAGGAAGCAGCAUGUGUGAUUCUUUUUCUGAGCAUGAGGGAAAAUGCCUUGAUCCCGACCUUGUGAUGGACCAGCCAAUGGAUGAACCUGAGGUGGAAAGUCACGAAUCUCACCUCAUCACCCAUAAAACAGAAUUACAAUCCCAAGUGAUGCUUGAUGAAAGUCAAACAAGGUCUACGCAAGUGAAUAAUGACGUUAAUUAUGAUACAUUCUCUAAAGACAUUGAGACCAGUUGUGAGACUCAAAAGGCUGAGGACGCCUCACGGGACGGCGCUUGUACCUCUGGAGUAACAUCUAGGCUUCCGCCAAGCCCGAUAAACACAGAGUCGCAUACUGGAAACAUUUCGGACUGUCUGCAAACCGGGUUUGCAAAUCGUGUUUCGUUGUACAGGGACCCAAAUGUGGAGCAGAUUUCUGUAGAAAUAAAUCACGUUCAACCAAGCUCCGAGAACAGAGAGACUGUGGUCGAGGAACCGAAUGUGUCUUUGGGUAACACAGGGUGUGAUGGUGGUCCUGAGCAAUGCACUGGGGACCCUGAGCGUCCUGACGCUCUUCCUAACGCAGAGAAAUGUUUGGAUGAUCCAGAGAACGUCUGCGCCGCACGUGCUAAAUCCGUGGAUCCGUUCGCGAUAGGAGGAGUUGAUGGCCUUGUCCUUGGUUCAGAAGUCCGGGUCACCCUGGAUCACAUCAUUCAGGACGCCCUUGUGGUUUCCUUUCAUCACGGGAAUAGGAUCUUCUCAGGGGUGUUAAUGGAUUUGUCAAAAAGGUUUGGACCGCAUGGAAUACCUGUAACGGUUCACCCUAAACGGGAGUACAAGAAUAAACCAGAGGAGCCGGCUCAGCUGCAGAGUCCGUCAUUCCAAGAGGAGACCCAGCAGACGAGUGAAGAGAACGGCAAAGUUUCAGAGGACGUUGCUCCCGUACAGUCCUCAGAGCCAGAGCCCUGUACAAAAGCUCAAAACAUGUGGACUUCAAAGCCACCACCUCUUUUCCAUGAAGGAGCGCCAUACCCUCCUCCGUUAUUUAUCAGGGACACUUACAACCAGUCGAUACCUCAGCCUCCUCCGCGGAAAAUUAAAAGACUGAAAAAAAAGAUUUACAGGGAAGAGCCCACUUCCAUCAUGAAUGCGAUCAAGCUGCGGCCCAGGCAAGUGUUGUGCGACAAAUGUAAAAAUGUGGUUUCCGACAAAAGGGAUAUCCGGAAGAGCGGGAAUGACUCUUUUAAGCCGGAGGACGGAAAGCGGAGAAGGCACGAAAGCGUCAGUACCGUGAAUAAAAAAUUAAAGACCGACCACAAAAUCAACGGGAAAAGUCAAAACGAAAGCCAAAAGCGAAACGCGGUGGCCAAAGUUUCCAAUCUGAAUCAUGGCCGAGGAAAAGUGGUGAAGGUGGGUUCUCAGGCGAGUUCAGGAAAAACUCAACUCCAUGGCAAAAAGGUGCUUCAGAGCAAAAAUAUGGAUCAUGCAAAAGCUAGAGAAGUUUUAAAAAUGGCCAAAGAGAAGGCGCACAAGCGUAAGAAGGACACGUCCUCCUCCAAGAACACGCGCGGUAAAGUCCACUUCACAAGGCGCCUUCAGAACACAAGCUCAGGGACCCUGCCGCCAAGACUACGCAUAAAACCUCAGAGGUACCGCAACGAGGAGAACGACUCGUCGUUGAAGACUGGACUCGAGUCGUUGAGGAGCUCCAAGAUGAGCGCCAAGCCCCAGACUCGCUACUCUGCCACUCGGUCAGCAGGUGAGGUCCCUUCAGAGAUAAAGAGUCCUUCCAAUGGCCCGGAAGAGGCCGGCGGUGAUGUUCAGGAUACAAGUGUCUGUGUACCGACUGACGAGCAGGAUGAGCAGCAAACCCUGAGCAAGAGAGGCAGCAAAAGCAAUAGCCCAGUUUAUAUGACCUUAAAUCAAGCAAAAGCCGACUCUUCCAGUGCAUCGGUGUGUAGUAGCGAUAGCACAGAUGAUUUGAAGUCCUCCCACUCUGAGUGUAGUUCUACUGAAAACUUUGAUUUCCCCCCAGGCAGCAUACACGCACCUUCACCACCUUCCUCCUCUUCAAAAGAAGAGAAAAGGCCGAGUAAUUCCUUGAAAAUAAAGGUGUUUUCCAAAAAUGUUUCUAAAUGUGUGACCCCUGAUGGCAGGACCAUAUGUGUUGGGGACAUUGUUUGGGCAAAGAUCUACGGCUUCCCGUGGUGGCCGGCCCGCAUACUCACUAUAACUGUCAGCCGGAAAGAUAACGGCCUGCUGGUGCGGCAGGAGGCCCGCAUAUCAUGGUUCGGGUCCCCGACCACCUCGUUCCUUGCGUUGUCUCAGCUCUCCCCCUUUUUAGAAAACUUCCAGUCCCGCUUUAACAAGAAGAGAAAGGGCCUUUACCGCAAGGCCAUCACAGAGGCCGCUAAGGCUGCCAAGCAGCUCACUCCAGAGGUGCGGGCUCUACUGACACAAUUUGAAACGUGAACACCACAUGUAAGCGCAUGCACAAUAGGAGCUGCCUGCAGGAUUUCACGACUACGACACCACACGGAGUUGACUUGGUCCGCAGAUAUGAAGGACAAAGUAGAAGUAAAAGCAAAGAGCUGUGAAAAAAAAAAAACAAAUUAUAACCCACAUGUAACUUAUACAGAUUGUUCUAUCCAA